CUGUGUUUCGUUAAGUUGGAAUUCCGUCAGCUGUUACUUGUCGUCGUCCGACCGUCAAAUCCAACCUCCGUAGAGAUUUCACCUUCGUCUCGGCCGUAGUUAUUUUUUUGUUUUCUUUUAUUUUUUUACCUUUUUUUCCUUCUCGGUCUUUUUGUUCUUCUUCUCACCGGUGAUAUUUGCCUUUUCGCCUCUGUUCGAACAGGAAUUCGUACCGCGGGGGGUUUUCGUUCCUGGUGGCCUCUUAGCCGACAAGCCCGCUUUUUAAAUGUUCCCGGAUUCGAAGGACGUCGGAAAUUCUUGAUAUUCCCAGAUUUGCCUUGUACCCUAAAACGAAAACUGUGCGAAAAUGUGGAAAGUGAGGGAGCUAGCGGACCGAGUGACCAAUGUUGUUAUGAACUAUACAGAAGUAGAGGCUAAAGUUAGAGAAGCUACCAAUGAUGAUGCUUGGGGUCCCACAGGUGCAUUGAUGUUGGAGAUCGCUCAAGCCACGUUCACAUUUGAGCAUUUUCCCGAAGUGAUGACAAUGCUUUGGAAACGUAUGCUUCAAGACAAUAAAAAAAACUGGAGAAGGACUUACAAAAGUUUACUUUUAUUAAAUUAUCUAGUGAGAAAUGGAUCUGAAAGAGUUGUAACAUCUUCAAGAGAACAUAUUUAUGAUUUAAGAGGCUUAGAAAAUUAUGUUUAUGUAGAUGAAUUUGGUAAAGAUCAAGGGAUCAAUAUUAGGCACAAAGUAAAAGAGUUGAUAGAUUUUAUUCAAGACGAUGAUAAACUUAGAGAAGAGAGGAAAAAAGCUAAGAAAAACAAAGAUAAAUACGUUGGACUUUCUAGUGAUGCAAUGGGAUUGAAAGGCAUAGGUGAUAGGUGGGAUGGUGGUAAAUGGGGAAAGGAAGAGUAUGAUUGGGCAGACUCAGAUAAACGAAAAGACGAAUUUGACAACAGCGAUGAGGGCGAGCGUUACGAUUCAGAAGGUGAAACACCAAUGCCUCGUGCAAAAGAAUACAGGGAUUCUGAAAAAAUAGACGAACCUAAAUCACUUGAUGACAUAAGAAAGUUAUGGUAUAUGAAAAAUCAUUCUAAACAAAUGCCGACUAAUUCUCCGUCACCACCGCCACAACAGCUUCUCCAUUCAAGCAGUAGCAGUAGUAGUAGCCCAGCAAAAAAAUUAAGUCCUGUUAAAAAGAUCGAUCUAGGAGCUGCUGUUAAUUACGGAAAGUCUGAAACAACGACAGAAGCUAAAUCAAAACCAACAAUCGAAGAUGUCCUUGGUGAUGAUCUGUUUAAUCCUAGGCAAGAUCAAACAGCAGACAACGAAUUUGGAGAUUUCACAAAUGCCUUCCCCGUUUCAACAGAUUCAAAUCAAGUCAACCCUCUGAAAUCUUUAACAAAUCCAGUGCAGACGGAAAAAGAUGAUUUUGCCGAUUUUACUUCUGCCUUCUCAAACGAGCAAGCUUUAAAUAAACCCAGCCUUGAAACAACUCAUUCACAGCCAGUAUCAUUAGUAAACGGCACUACUUUUGAAAAUAAAGCUCAAUCAAAUGCCGAUCUUUUGCUUGGGCUAAGUGUCAGUCAGACUUUGAAUACAUCUACAUCACCAGCGUUUGGCAUAUUAGACUCUCAACCCCAGUCUCUUCCCGCAGCCAUGAAUCCGUUGGAUUUCUCUGCACCACCUUUAGUUAAGGAGUGCGAGCUCAAGAAGAUUGGACCCAAGUGGUUGGAAGGGAUGAAAGCUUGUCAAAACCUGGAUGAAGCAAAAGUCUUUCUAGUCGAUAUUCUAGAGUUUUUGCCUGGCCCUUUAACCGAACAGAAGCUAAUUGGUUUAGAUGUAGAAUGUUUUGACUCAGAAACAAUUUCCUCAUUUUACAAUAGAGUUUUGAAUAUUGUUUUAAAUCUAAGUGGUUUCAAUGAAAAUGAUAUGGUUUUGAAGUUAUUCGUAUGUGAGGGAGGGUCUUCCUCGAUGUUUAGUACAUCAAUGGGCAUUUUAUUAGACCAUUUUAAAAUAACACCAAGAUUGUGCAAAAAAUCCGAUGUUAUCCUUGACAUAUUAUUUAAACUGGUCUAUUCAGAAGCAUUUGUGAGUUGCUUGUGUCUGCAGUGUUUAAAAGAGAACAGCACUGUGGAUUUAGUAUCGUGGGAAAAAUUGGUGAGAGUUUUGACAAAUCUACCGGAAAAAAUUUUGAAUAUCGAUUCUAAUGUUGCAACAUUUUCUAAAACUAAUUUUUCAAGAAUUUUAUAUUCUCAUUUAAAUAAAAUCAUGGAUUUAUUGUUUAAUACUGGAAAUUAUACAAGUAUAGAUACUAGGCCACUCGCUGUGUUUUUCAGUAGACUUAUUUUUAAUUUUCAAGAUGAUGAAUCUGUUGAAGUGUUUAUAAGAUCGAUGACUAAAUCAUCUGAGGAAAAGUACGAUUUUGAUGUUUAUUUCAGUACUGUUUUGCAAAAUGUUGAAACUUCAUCUGUUGAAAAGGCUGCAUUGGCAAUAUUGAAGUUUUCCAACAAUCCUGUAAAACUUUUAAGCCAAGACCUUAUGAAACUUGAAAAUUGGAAUUAUGUAAUUUGUAAAAAAAUUAUUUUUUAUACUUACCAUUCUAAUGAUGUUAUAUCGUCAAAUUUAAUAAAAACGUUAAUGGGUUUUAGUAUGUUGAAAAACAUUUUACUCGAGCUGACGGGAAUAUGGUCGGACAAAUCGGCUUUAAUUCACACUUCAUAUGAACAACAUUUGUAUAUUACAAAAUUAAUGCUUCUCUCUAUUAAACUAAUAAAAGAUGACAUUGACGAAGACGUUAAUUUUAAAAAUUCAUUAAUAUCAAAUUUGUUGAGAGGCGUACCUGUACAUUUAGAAUCAACCGUGGAUAACGUUAGGGCAAUUGGGAUGAUAACUGCCGAAAUCAUGCUUUCCAAUAUUAAAACUGAAUCCGAAGAAAAAUUGGAGUUUGAUUACAGUGGAAUGAAACCGAAUCAAGACGAAGUGAUUAAAUAUCUCAAAGAAUUAGAUUUUGUCACAAACAAUGUUGAAUGUAAAAAACAAAGUUUCACAGAAAUAAUAGUAAAAAAUGAGAAACACGUCGAACCUAGUUCUGAAGGGUCUACAAAUGAUCAACACAUCGAUGAUGAAUUUGAACCUUAUGAUGUUACGAAUGAUGUUAAAUUGUCUGUAUAUAAACGACCGAAAUACCUUCGUGAUCUUAUUGAAGGCCUUGGGGAGACAAAGGAUCACGAAAUAUUUGUGGAAAGUCUUAAGUCAGCAGAAGAACUAAUAUAUAAACAGUUACCAAAUGAUGAUGUUUCUCUUGCUAUCCAGUUAAGCCAGAUACUUUUGUGCUUACAGCAGAAUUUCCACUGUGACAAUUUUGAAGAUAUGAAGUUCAAAGCUUCUGUUGCAAUACUCCUUGUUUAUCCACAAGAAAUAGCGGAAUACUUAUGUGCCCAGUUUCACGCAGAAGUAGGAAAAUACUCCAUAUCUCAUAAACUGUUUGUUUUACAAGUUUUAUCAACAGGGGCCAUCGAGAUGUCCAAGCCGAAAAUGGACGCCACAGAGAGUUCUGAGGAGAAUAAAUUAAGGUCGAGAAUAAUCGGUAAAACUAGAAAAAUAGCCAGUCCGACUGUAAUUCUCAAAGGGAGUGCAAACCGUUUUGUUAAAUGUGCUGGGAGUUUCUUUUUUCCGUUGAUUCGAGGCGAUGGCGGUUUUAAAGUGCUAUACCGACCGACUCAAGACAGUCACGAUGACACUACACUUCUCUUAGUAUCACUUUUAAAAACGCUCUCAGUGAUUUUAGUGAGUGCGGUGAAUAUUUCCAUAGCGAGCAAGAUGGGCCGUGAACUGCUUGAAUCAACUUGGAAUUUGAGGUACCAUUCCGAACCGAAAGUGAGAGAAGCGAUCAUUUCUUGCAUUUUAGCCGCUGCACUCAUUCUACCGUCUGAUAUGGACUACUUCGAAGAUCUGACCGAAGCUAAAAUGUGGCUAGUCGACAUAGCGAACAAAGAGGUCGAAAAAUCAAACCAAGUGUUUGCUGCACAAACUGCCAUUUAUAUAGACAAUAAAUUUAAUUUGGAAAAUCUGAUUUAGUCUGUUAAGUUUUUAUUUUUAUUUUAUUUACUUUUUUUUAUUGAACUGCUGAAGAUAAAUAUAAUUUUAAGUCCUACAAAGUCUACAGUUUUUUUAUUUCUUUCUCAACACAAUUUCUACUUUUAAGCGUGGUUUCUUUUGACACAGCAAAUUGAGAAUUGUUUAAAUUUCAAGACAGUUUAUCAGUAGUAAUUAGCAAUAGGUGACCACAAUGUCGAUGCCACACCAGUAAAGACUCUGUUAAA
Molecule: messenger RNA, 4305 nt
Organism: Cimex lectularius (bed bug)
Lineage: Eukaryota; Metazoa; Arthropoda; Insecta; Hemiptera; Cimicidae
Gene: lqfR
Product: telomere length regulation protein TEL2 homolog
Exons: 11
Coding region: 347-4060 (1237 amino acids)
Biological process (GO): endocytosis
Cellular component (GO): plasma membrane; clathrin vesicle coat; endosome
Molecular function (GO): clathrin binding; phospholipid binding
Source: RefSeq, a predicted model, not a curated record